AUGGACGAACAUGACGCGCGACUAUUUGAUGACGACGAUAACUCAUCUCUAAGCCCAGAAAUCGCCAAAAUUGCCAAUCGCUACCCUGAAAGUUUUCUGAACUACUUACGCGCCGCUUGGGAAAAGGAUGGAGCAAAGGCAGCUCAGAUUCCGUCUGUCUUGACUUCAUUGAAGGCUACUUUGGUUCUCUGCGAAGAUGGUGUGAAGCGACCACUCUCGACUACUUAUCUUCCCACAAAAAGAUUACGCGCUAUUGUCGAGAAGUACAUACGACCUGAUGAUAAGUUCCCAUUCCUUCAGUUUCAGAAAUUCUGGUCUCUGGAAGAAAAGGUUGAUGUCUGGGCAUUUCUGCCGUUGCAUCUUGGUGUGGGAAAUGGCGAGGACUUGGACCUAUACCUCGAUAUUCUCAAAACAAUUCGAACGGAGAGAUCCCUCUGGCAUUGGUCUCAAAAGUUUCCGAAGCGAAUAUUAAGCCUUUACCUCCACAUUGAAACGGCUUAUGCUCACGAUAACGGCACUAGGGAAAAAAUCAGAGACGUAUUUGAAGAGCACGGACUGGUGCAAAGUCCACGACAGCAUUGGAAAAGGCCCAGCGACUGUGCCCUCAGAGCUGCGAGAGUAUCGCCUUGGCAGGGUGCAACAUUCUCCCUGGUGUAUCGAAUGAAAAUACUUGAUUACUGGCAGAGCGCGCUGCUCAAGACAGGCUUAUUGCCAUUGAACCCUAAUUGGAAAACCACAGAAGAGGAACGUACCACAAUCCUGCGGUUUUUCAGGACUACGCUUGGCAUUAUCGAAUCGUCCGCUUACCUCGAUCUCAUAUAUCUUCUACGCUUGAGCCCGACUUUUGGGUUGGUGGCUUCGCAAUCGGAAGAUAAUCCGACGACAAAUUAUGAAAUCAUUAACGAUUCGCUAGAUCUUCUUUCAGAUGGAGAGAAAGAAAAACUCAGGUCUGCAUUUGUCGUUAGUCCAAACAUUGCAAUGCGAUGUGGUAAUGAAUUACGAUGGUAUAAGCAGGCCGAGUGUGUCUGGUGUACUGACCUGAAAUCUCCAAUACCUGGCUUUGCCAAUCUGAGCGGGGGGUAUCAAGGCCUUGAAGACUUCUUUGUUGGUUUCUUGGGGGUCAAGAAAAUAACUGCCUCUUAUGAAAACCUGCUGCAUUGCGAACCUACGAGUGUCUCGAUCGAUACCGUUAAGGAAAUGCUGCUCUCUCUAAGUACGGUGAUCACAGAGAAGGGGAGAACACUGGAUCCUGUGCCGCUGUUGUCAAAGAAGAUAUUGCCCGUGAGGGGCAAAGAUGGUAAAGUUCGGUUUUGCACUUCUGAUGAGGAAUUCUAUAUCAUAAAUCGACCGUAUCUGGACGUGUUCAGGAAUACGGCCCCAAUUCUUGACUUCUCAGUAUCUGAGAUGGCGCGCCUUAUACCCUUCUUGGAGUGGGCUACGCUUGAGCAUCACUACCUAUCUUGGAAUGUUGACGAGUCUAGCUUCCUGCAGGGUUCUUACCCAACAACUCUUGAUGGUCGCAUCACGACAGAGAAAGCUCGCGGACUCCUACGGAUAGCAAGUCACUACCGUAGCCCCAGAACAAGGAGUUUGGAGCAGAGGCAGAUACUUCUGAGACAACUGGAAGGAUCCAGAUUCAUCGAGACUGCUGGUAUCUUUCGAGAAGUGAAGCUGCUGCUCGAAGAUGACUCUGAAGUAGUUCACCAGCUGGAGGGUCAGCUCCACAUAGUUGCGGAAAACUUCGGACUACGCAUAUAUGUGCCGCGUGACAAAACGUCGCAGGAAUUAAGUGCUGUCUUACUACCGCGAUACCUGGUAAAAUGGUUGAUGACCGAUCCCACGAACGAUAUGACGCCAGUGAUUGAUGAGGUGGCUGUGGGCCUCGUAAAGAGUAUAUCGAAUGUUCGAGAUGAGUUGAUACAGAGGGUUCUCACAGAGGAAGGGGUAAUGCCAUUGGAAGGCCUAGUCCAUCCCUUUGCCUUGACUAAUUUGCAGCAUCCGAAACGCAUACCCGUCAAGCUUCCACAGCCAGCAUCAGCAGAAUCUGAAGCUUGCCAGGACACAGUAGUAGUCAAACCUGAAGCUUCCUCAGUACCAGGCCUUACUGCGACAGAAACUCCUUCGAAUCAUUCAUCCCCUGCAAACAGGCCUACACUGCGACCAGUAUCGAUCAGAACCAAGGUUUUGGACAGCGAUCCUGCGCCGUCAGAGAUAUCCAAAGUCAAGCCACCUGUAGAGCAACAAACACCAAAACCGUUCAAGUUGCCUGAAACGUUCACUUUUCAGGCUAGCAAACCACUGAAUACCCAAGUAGUUUGGAGCUUUUCCUCGCCGGCUCCGGAGGGUAGUAAGAAUCCUUGGGUGGGUUAA
Molecule: messenger RNA, 2370 nt
Organism: Fusarium sp. VM40
Lineage: Eukaryota; Fungi; Ascomycota; Sordariomycetes; Hypocreales; Nectriaceae
Source: the annotation of a GenBank genome assembly